CUACCCAAAUUUACUGGCGAUCCUAAUCAGAAAGUUACUCAGUUUAUUAAUGCUGUUGAACACAUCGGUAGCUUCGCUGGAUUGAAUGAAUUGAUGCUACAUUCUAUCGCUACUAUUAAAUUAGGAGGAUCUGCCUUUAAUUGGUAUGAUAACAAUAAAGACCAUCUACAAACAUGGCGAGAUCUAAAACAACAUCUUCUUUAACGCUUUAAACCAUUUCUUUCUGCUAUCAAAACGCGACUGAAGGAAAGAAAACAACAACCUGGUGAACUACUUAACGCCUACUAUGAUGAUAUUAUUGAUUUAUGUAAACAAGUUGAUCAAAAUAUGCCGCUACAUAUGAUCGUUGAUUAUUUACAAGAUGGUAUGCGCAAUGAUUUAAAAAUACACGUCAAACGUCGCCUCAAAACGCUCGAUGAUGAACCAACACCAGAUACUACAGGUCAAACUACCACCACUUCACUCAUUCAAUCGAACAAUACAUCAUGUUGUACAGUCCGAUUACUCGAUCAAAUUACUAUUCCACAAUACUCCGAAUCUGUUAUCAAAGCCGCAGUACAUCUUCCAAAUAGUUCAAAUUUGUUGUUUGAACCGUCUUCAAGUUUUAGUCAAAAAGCAGUAGUACUUCCAACAGCUUUAAUCAAAGUGACUAAUUCUCAAACACACUUAACUAUUAUCAAUACCACCAAUCAUCCAUAUAUUUUACCUUCAAAUACGUGUCUCGGUACUGUUUCUUCAUCAUUACUAAUAUGUGCAACAACAUCACCAUAUCAAUCUCAGUCAACACAAUUUCGAUCAGCAAAAAUACGUCAUUAUUCUCUGAAUUCAUCACAUAAAUGCUACGUCUGUCAUCAGAAAUUUUUAUCACAAAACAAACUUUUUCAUCAUCUUCGUGUACAAUGCUAUCCACAAGAAUUACGACAUCAAAUUGAAACAUUAACACAACACAUCGACUCCGCCUCGCAUCGCAAAAAAAUCCAAGAUGUCCUUUGGAAAUACGGUAAACUGUUCGAUCUACGUCAACCAUCAAAAAUCAAUAUCACUCUCGAUCAUGUGAUCGAUACCGGUCAACAUCGACCAAUAUACACUCCACCUUAUCGACGUUCACCUCAAGAUCAUCAAACUAUUACCGAAGAAACAGACAAACUGUUAAAACAAGAUAGUAUCGAACCAUCAACAUCACCUUGGUGCUCACCUGUCGUAUUAGUGUGUAAGAAAGAUGGUACUACACGAUUUUGCGUUGAUUAUCGAAAACUUAAUGAUAUUACUGUCAAAGAUUCAUUCCCGUUACCUCGCAUCGAAGAUAUUUUCGAUCAACUGUCUCAAUCAACAUAUUUCACCACACUAGACUUUAAAAACGGUUAUUUUCAAAUUCCAUUAGCAAUUCAUGAUCGUCCUAAAACGGCAUUUUCCACUCGCGAUAAUCAUUAUCAAUUCAAAGUCCUCCCUCAAGGUGUAAAAAAUGGUCCACCUACGUUCCAACGCAUAGUAAACCAAAUUUUAGGUCCUGCUCGAUGGAAACAUUGUCUAGCGUAUCUAGAUGAUGUCGUCAUUUUUUCGAGAACUUUUGACGAUCAUGUUUCUCAUUUGGAUGAAAUCUUUUAUUUACUUCACACACACAAUUUUCGUCUAAGUUUCGAGAAAUGUACCAUCGCUACUGAUAGCAUCAAUUAUUUGGGUCACCACAUUUGUCGUGGAGAAAUUCGUCCAAAUAAUGAUAAUAUACGCGGUUUGUUGGAAACUCCAACGCCAACAACACCGAAAGAGAUUUUUCGUUUUUUAAAAGGAGCCGAAUACUACCGUAAAUUCAUUUCCAACUUUUCCCGUAUUGCUAGUCCUUUAUAUAAAUAUAAUCCUUCCAACUCUACACAUCCAUCUAAUACUAAACCUACAAUUUUUACAUUAUCGGCUGACGAACAAGCUGCUUUCGAACAAAUCAAACACAUACUCACUACCGACCUUGUUCUUCGACUUCCCAAUAAUCAACUUCCUUUUAAAAUACAAACAGAUGCUUCACAACUUGGUAUCGGUGCUGUUUUAUUACAAACCUAUCCUGAAGGUGAUCGUCCUAUAUGUUAUAUGUCUAAGAAGCUUACACCUGCUCAACAACGCUGGUCUCCUAUUGAACAGGAGUGUUAUGCGAUCGUCAAAGCUGUUGAAUUAUGGCAUCACUAUUUACACGGCAAUCAUUUCAUCUUAGAAUCUGAUCAUAAACCAUUAGAAGCACUCAUGCGUAAAUCUCAAACGAACGACAAAUGUGAACGAUGGCGUUUGCGGCUACAAUCAUACAACUUCACAAUAAAACACAUCAAGAGUAAAUCAAACACCAUGCCUGAUUAUCUAUCUCGAUCACCAGUGGAUCACGCUGAAGAUGACAUUGACGAUAACGUUAUGCCAACUUCUGCCUCUAUCAGUACUCAAACUGAUACAAGUGACCACGACACUUUUUCAACAUCAUCAAUUGUCGGUAUGGUCACUACUCGUUCUCGUUCUCGUCAAUUACCACAAUCCGAUAAUCAUAUUACCACUCCACCAAACACCAAUCGCUCUGACGUUCAAAAUCAUCAAUCCACAUCAUCAACUUCUAAAACUACUACUGAUAGUGCACGUAUUGAAUAUACUGGUGCUACUGAUCAAUUGAAACAAGCACAACAGAAGGACCCUGAUCUACAAUACAUAGCGAAUCAUCUUAAUGAUAAUAAGUAUAUUAACUCUUAUCUUUUACAGGAUGGUCUCUUAAUGCAUUAUGAACAACACUCAAAACCUGUUCCAUGUGUUCAGAAAGGAGAAAUUCGAAAUGAUAUUAUGAAAAUCUAUCAUGAUACUCAAGCUGACGGCGUACAUUUCGGUCGUGACAAAACUAUAAAGAAAAUCAAAGCUCGAUACUAUUGGAAUACCAUGAACAGCGAUAUAACUAAUUAUGUUAAGUCAUGUAUUCGUUGUAAUCAAAAUAACCCUAUUCGCUGUAAACCUCCUGGUCAUCUGAAACCGAUCGAACCACUGAAAGGAGUUUGGCACUUAUUAUCAAUGGGUUUUCAUGGACCAAUUACUCCUACUAGUCGACGUGGCAACAAAUACAUUAUUUCAAUCACUGACGUUCUAUCCAAAUUCGUUAUUGCAAAAGCAGUUCGUGAUUGUACUGCUGAUACUGCUCCUCGAUUUCUUCAAGAAGAGGUUAUCUGUAAAUAUGGCACACCGAAAUGUGUUCUUACAGAUAAUGGUACUCAUUUUACAUCAACUAUGAUGGAACAUCUACUCAAACGUCUCGGUAUCACUCAUUUGUACGCAACACCCUAUCAUCCUCAAACUAAUGGUCAAAUUGAGCGUUUCAAUAGCACGAUGGAUGCAAAAAUUGCUGCCUUAUCUAAUCAAUAUCGAUCUGAUUGGGAUGAUAACCUUCCAUUUGUCAUCUUUAAUUAUAACACAAGUUAUCAUUCCACUACUAAAACUAUUCCAUUCGAACUUAUGUAUGGACGUUCACCUGUCCUACCAUUUGAUCUACAAAACCCAAACGUUUCCCUCCAACAGUCAUCUCACUAUGCUCACGAGGGAAGGUCACCAACUGUUCAAUCGCUUUUGAGUCAGAACUAUGUGCAUCAUGUAGGUCCUAAUGAGCUAUGA
Messenger RNA from Rotaria sp. Silwood1, 3621 nucleotides. NCBI's taxonomy places the organism in Eukaryota, Metazoa, Rotifera, Eurotatoria, Philodinida, Philodinidae. The record is from the annotation of a GenBank genome assembly.